Messenger RNA from Ruditapes philippinarum (Manila clam), 805 nucleotides. RefSeq names its product 4-trimethylaminobutyraldehyde dehydrogenase A-like. Gene Ontology annotation, molecular function: aminobutyraldehyde dehydrogenase (NAD+) activity; 4-trimethylammoniobutyraldehyde dehydrogenase (NAD+) activity. The record is from RefSeq and is a predicted model, not a curated record. The annotation marks the transcript as partial. Lineage: Eukaryota; Metazoa; Mollusca; Bivalvia; Venerida; Veneridae. The transcript is spliced from 5 exons.
CGUCAAUAGAGUUAUAUCCCUUUGUUAUUUUUUUUUUUUUGGUAAGAUUGUUUUAAUCAAAGGAAAGUUUGUUUGAUAAAACAUCCUCCAUCAUUGACAGAACAUGGCAUGUUUAGUACGGAACAGACCAUUAUAUUUAGCACUUAUAACAAAGAGAUGUUGCCACACCGCAGUUGCAAAGUCACCAGUUGUUACACAGCCACUUAACUUUCUAGAUGGACAAAGAGUGGAGCCUUUGAACAAUGAUAAACAACAACAAUUUCCUCUUAUAUACCCUGCCACAGGUGAGGUUUUAAAGACUGUACAAAGUUCCGGGGCCUCUGACCUAGACAAUGCCAUGGCAGCGGCUAGAAGAGCUCAGAAACAAUGGGCUGGUAUGUCUGGGUUUGAGAGGGGACAGGUACUUAAACGUGCAGCUGACUUAUGUAGGGUUAAACAAGAAGAAUUGGCAAGGGCAGAGACUUUAGAUACAGGCAAACCAAUAUGGGAGGCUCGUUUUGACAUACAAGGCUGUGCUGACUCUGUAGAAUAUUAUGGCGGACUUGCAUCUACUAUAUCAGGUGAAUUUUUACAGUUAUCAGGGGGGAACUUUGCAUAUACUAUACGUGAGCCUCUAGGGGUUGUUGGAGGUAUAGGUGCCUGGAACUACCCAUUUCAGAUGGCCACAUGGAAGUCUGCACCAGCACUAGCCUGUGGUAACGCCUUUGUCUUCAAACCAUCUCAGAUGACCCCAUUAACAGCAGUCAUGUUGGGAGAAAUCUACAAGGAGGCAGGGUUACCUGAUGGAUGUUAUAAUGUUGUUCAG